AUGGCUGAACGACGCAAGGUAAAAAAAGUCGACUACGCAGAGGAACCGUCAAAGGAGGUGUACGCAAUCGCGAAGUACUUGCGCUUCCAGUGUCCGUGCAAGAAGACCGUCUGUUUCGGCGACGAAGUGUCGUAUUUCGCUGGUUGCAAGGCGGUGGACGUGUUGCUCGAUUCGAAAUGGGCAUCUUCGAGAAAGCGCGAACCGCUAUUCACCAAUCGCCAGAGUUGUGUGGACUUCCUUCAGAUCGAAGUGAUGUCAUGUGAUAAACUUCAUUUGAUUUUUCGCGCAAAGAAACUUAUCCCUAAACGCAAAGAGCGGGUCGAUGGAAAAGAUACUCGGCAGGAACGGAAGGCACAGGCACCUGACCACGGCGAUGGAAAAACGACGCAUGGCGAUACUGUUGGGGAAGUUGGUGAAAAAGAGGUUCCAAAAGAAACGACUAAGAAAUCGAAAAAAAUCAGACUCGAAUUUCACCCGGAGCAAGUGUUUAUCGAUGGCAAUGACGUUUACGUUUGGAAAUACGAUCCGACACCAGUGAAGACGUUUGUGCUGGGCUUGCUGAUGGUUGUUGGAUCGAUCGCUGUUUGCCUUUUCCCACUAUGGCCUCCUCAAGUGCGACUAGGUGUAUAUUAUCUGAGCGUUCUGGCAAUGGGAUUUGUCGGAUUCGUCAUAGUCCUUGUUGUCUUGCGUGCACUGAUUAUGGCUGUCGUUUGGGUGGUGACGCUUGGACGUCAUCACUUGUGGAUACUGCCCAACCUGACCGAAGAUGUCGGCUUCUUCGACUCCUUCAAACCGCUUUACACUCACGAAUACAAAUCACCGGCAACAGGCAAGAAGACCCAUCAAGCUGUGGCCGCUGAAAAGCAAAAGCCGCCUUCUCGCCCUGCUAGUUCGGUCGAAAAUGAAAAAGACGUGUCUGAAGGUAUGCCGUCGAAUAGCUUGUUAGCAAACAACGUAGCCGUUUUGUAUAUGCGUUGCAGCUACAGAUGUAUGGGUUAG
Soboliphyme baturini is the source of this 999-nucleotide messenger RNA. NCBI's taxonomy places the organism in Eukaryota, Metazoa, Nematoda, Enoplea, Dioctophymatida, Soboliphymatidae. The record is from the annotation of a GenBank genome assembly.